AUGGACGCCACCCCUCACCUAAACUCGAAUAAUGUAACUGUCGAGUAUACCGACCCCUUCGGCCUCUUCCCUCAAGUCAGCCCCCUACUAUCGCAAGUCCUCCCUCUUCGAAAUCUCCAUUGGAAAUCUUCAGCUCGGCCCGUUCGAUCCAUUGACUCCCUACAAAUCGACUUCAAACCCGCCCAGACAGCAGCAGAUGAUCAGAAGCGGCUCAGUGAUGGCGCAAGCGGAGCGGUGUCGCAAAGAAGGCACCAGAUACCAGGGCUGCUGCAGACGCCAUACUUAAAGAUAUAUUUGCUACGAUGUGAUGAUAAUGAGACGUAUAAGACGACAUCAAGAAAGACGUUACGGGAAUGGAUAAAGACACGGGCCUCUGCCGCACCCACUGGGCAAGAUAAUCAUGAUGCCUUCGAAUGGCUAAUUCUUCACGUCAUACCUGCGACAGCGCCUGGCCCAGAGGUAACGGAGAAGGUUCCUCCAUCGAAGUGGCCAGGGAGGGGUUCGACCUCUGUUCUUGAGAAAGUCAAGGCUGACUUUAACGGAUCAUCGAAAACUGCAGUUGAUCGAGUUGCGCAAUUGAGAAUUCCAAAAGCAGACGCUGAUAAGAAACAGCCUGAACUAGCUGCGCAGUUAGAAGACCUAGUUGUGAAACUUAAAUCUUCAAUCCUUACGUCUUUUGAUUUGCGCGUGGGUCAGUAUGAAGCUGAUAUCCGUGAGAAGGAUUCACAGAGAAGCCUACCAGGCUGGAAUUUUUGUACCUUCUUCAUAUUAAAGGAAGGCCUUUCCCUUGGGCUCGAAAAUGUCGGCCUUUUUGAAGAUGCUCUUAUUGGCUAUGAUGAACUUGCUGUUGGGCUGGACUCGGCUUUGCGAGAUCAAAUCUCUGGCACUGGGGAUCAACAUGGUGGCACAUUUUUAAAUUAUAGCAAGGAUCUUCAAUCCAAGGCUGAGUCCAUCCUUGCUUCAAAGUCACCAGAAAAAAGGGAAGAAGGCUCUAGCUCAUCGGAGGAUGACGAGGAUGAGGAAGAGGACGAUGACGGCGAUGGCGACGGUUACCGGGACGAUCUCUUUUCAAACCCGAUUGCCCUCGAACGAGACAUAUUUCCGCUUCAGCCUCAGCAAAAGCCAUAUAGAGAUAUGAUUCUGGCGAAUAACAUAUCUAUUUUCGACUUCCGUGUUUACAUUUUUUCAAGACAGUUGCUACUCCUUCUGAAAGCCGCUCGAUCACCCCGUUCAAACCGCCAAAGCGCCUCUCAUAAAAACACCGAUAAACAUAAUUUAGUUUUACUCGCAGAGAUAUGCGAGAGAGCCAGCGAAUUCAUCACCCUUGCUUGUCGAACUCUAAGAAGGGACGUCGAGAAUGGGCUGGCACAGUUAUAUCAGACACCUGAUCCAUGUAGGAAAGACAAUGUCGUCACGAACAUCGUGUCCUCCUGGGCGUACGCUGCCGUUUCCCAAGUCCUAAUACAAACCUCCACAAAGAGCCUUGAUAUUCCUACGGUAUCUCUACGGACCGGCAAGGACCUCGUUGACGCCUCUGUUCUUGCGACUUUCACCACCGAAACAAGGGCAGGUGUGCCUAAACGUUCCAGCUCGUUAAUGUCCCCAACUUCGAGGCCUGGAUCUGGGAUAUCCUUAAAUUCGCUAGGGUCCAUCCUCUCUACGCCACAGAAAGCGGGCGGUGUUGAGUUAGCUGCCGCUCGAGCGGAUUUGUACCACCUUGCUAGGUGUCAGCUAGCAGCUCUUGGGCGAAGGAGAGGAUGGGAAAAGGGAUGGAAUAACAUGUCACUGUUACUCAACGAAAAGAGUGAUCUCACAGAUGUUUCAUUAGACGACGAUUCGCAAGAAGAAGCUGAACCGGCAGUGGUAUCACAAUCCAAGCGACCAUCUCCAUCAAUGACGGGCGGUGUGGACACGCCGUGCCUAGCUCUCUCAAUCAAGUCAGCGAAACAUUUCAAUUGUCUCUACGAGCAGGUUACCGAUCAAGUAUUCCGCCACAAUAUGGCUGCCAACCGAAUGAAAUCCGCCGAGAAGAUGAUGACCGAUAUUGCAUUGCUUAAGUACGAGACGGGUGAUUAUGCUUUAGCGGCAUCCUAUUUUCAUCAGCUUGCCACUUUCUAUUGCAGCAAUGGCUGGGAAGCCUUAGAAGGUACAAUGGUGGAGUUAUAUAGUCGAUGUUUGAAGCGGUUGAACCGCAAGGACGAGUUCGUUCAUGCGUCGCUCAGGCUACUUGGAAUAUAUUCAUCGAUAUCCCAACCUUGCUCUACGCUGCAGUCUAGUAUGGGCUGUAGAGUUGAGGAAUACGUCGACGAUCUUUUUGAAGUCUCAAAAUCACUCUCAAAGACGUUUAUUGUUCAAAUCAGAGGUUUCUUUAGAGAUGUCCAGAUUAAGCCGGGGAUUUCUCAUUUUACAGAUAAAGACGGGUUUCAGGCGCAGUUGUCUUUAAGAUAUGCGCUUGGUGAGAAGAUUAAGAUCGAUAAUAUUAAGAUGCGACUGGUUAAUUCAUUAGAGACACCGACUAUGGAGCUGUGGCUGGACAACUUUGACUCUACGAUCGUGAAAGCGAAGACAACGAAGAUCUUACUUGAGUCUUCGACCACAGUACAUGGUAAAUAUUAUAUCGACCGCAUCGAGAUGCAAGCUGGAAAUAUCACCUUUAUACAGGAUUACGACUCCCAGGUUGCGGCUUCUCAUAUCCUGCAGGAUACGACAGUCAAAUCGCCUGCAUCCGAAGAUGAACGGCCUCAUAUUGUCUGUUACCCCGCCGCAGAGGCGUUUGGUGGAAAGAUCUCUCAGUCGAGGGCUAUCAACCUGGUGGAAAAUAGAAGCCUAGACAUUGAGUUGAAUUCUGGCUGGAAUGAUAUCUCUACUGGAUACGUGCGAUUGAAACCUGCAACUGCCGGGCUACGUCUUAUCAUUGCGGACGUAUCACUUGUGGAUGGAUCCCUUACGCUUGAUGAUGAGAAAAAAGGGGGCAGGAUUUGUUUCUCAUCUCUUGCCAGAGACUCCACUGCUAUACUAAGGGUGCCCUACACCAUGGAAGGAAGCCAGACGACGCUUUCCGUUUCUAUGGAAGUUGAAUACGAGACAGCAGAGGGAGAAUUUGAUUACAUCAGUUCUUCCUCAAUUAUAUCAACAUUACCCGUCAGCGUCAAUGUUCAAGACUUGUUCCAGGAUGGGCAGCUGUUUUCAAGAUUUAGCAUUAGCCCUGGCAUGUUGAUACCUAUUCGGGUGUUUAAUUGUGAAAUGGCGAGCUCAGGCAAAUACGAUGUGGAGGCUAGCGCCCUAAAGGGAGAGAUAUUUGACGUGUUCCCAAAGCAACCUGCUUCAUUGCUAUACAAGAUCACUCCCCGAAGCGAUUACCAGCCCGACAAAAAGGAAGGGUCCGCACGGCCGUUGAGCCUCUCUAUGGAGUUUUCAUGCCUUAAUGAAGAGUGCUUAUCAGUAUUGGAAGACAAGUUCACUGAGGAGGUGGAGUCCAGUCCGUUCUCGGGCCUAAAGCAUCUCCUGGUUCCAUUCUUGCUGGCAGCCUUUAGCGCCAUUUGGACAGCCCAUGCGUUGGAGAUCAUCGGGCUGGUGAGGGAGAUAGAGGUGUAUAGCUACGAGCAUGUGCAGUGGAAUACCGCAAUCCAGAGCUUGGAUAUUGAUACACAGAAGCGGCUGGUUGAGUGGCUGAAAAAGUGGCACGAGAAAAACCAGAGUAUACCUCUUCCAAACGAACGGCCGGUGCAUGCCAGCCGAUGCAUCACCAUCCCAGUUGACAUCCCAGAUGUGCAAGUCGUGCAUACUGCAAGGCUGGUCUUGGAUGGCCUGUCUCCGGGCCAGACCCAUGUGGGCGUCGAUGACAUGAUACCUGCAGAUUUAAUAAUCCAUCACACGAGACGCUGGUGCAGUGUUGCUGAGCGUGAGGUACAGUCGUCUCUCGAAUUUAGCUACGAAGUGGUAGCCAACCCUGACGUCUGGGUAAUUGGCGGCCGGAGACGAGGAAACUACAGCUGCGCGGAGGGAGAAGAGAAGCGAUUUAGACUGCUACUGCUCCCGCAACGAGCUGGCCAUCUGCUUCUUCCGACGGUCGAUAUCAAGUCCUUUGCUGUUGAGACUGGCCAACAACAGCAGCCCAUGUCGCCGUUGGCAGGAGAGCAGCAACCACAUUCGGACAGCAGCUUUGCUCCACGCCCGCGAAGACCGGUCUCCAGCGAGCUAGACUACCGCAGCCACGGUGAGACCAUUCUGGUCAGCGCCGACCUCCAGAUGACGACCAUCAACCUGGAUGGGUUUGGUGAUGCGGUCGAGGACGGAGGCUGGCAGGCUGGCUCUACCACCGGUUAG
Molecule: messenger RNA, 4326 nt
Organism: Arthroderma uncinatum
Lineage: Eukaryota; Fungi; Ascomycota; Eurotiomycetes; Onygenales; Arthrodermataceae
Exons: 4
Coding region: 1-4326 (1441 amino acids)
Biological process (GO): intra-Golgi vesicle-mediated transport; early endosome to Golgi transport
Cellular component (GO): TRAPPII protein complex
Source: RefSeq, a predicted model, not a curated record